UGCCCCAGAGUGUCUUCCUGUUUCCUCCGAGCUGCUGCUGCGCGGAACAUGGCUGGUUGUUUGCUCGGUAUACCACCGGUUUUUACCCAGCUGAGCGUGGAGCCCGGCGGCAGGCAGAGCUGAGCGUGUCCUGCCGCCAUGCUGUUUACCCAGCUCCCUGAGGAUGUGCUCUACCACAUCUUGUCUCAUUUGGAUCAAAGAUCUCUCAGUCGUCUGUCUCAAGUUUGUAAAAGUUUAAAUCGUUUUGUAAACCGGGACGCAGUGUGGAGGAAGAUUGCAAAGGGUUGUUUAAACAGCGGGAUAACCUGGAACGGGACGGACAUAUAUCCUAAUAUCCCACUAAAGGAGAGGGUGAAGACAGCUCAGAACUGGUAUAAUGGAGUUUGCAAAAGAUGGAUUCUUCUCAAAUGGAAAACAAAGCUGUUGCCAUGGUUACAGUUAGACGAGGAUGUGCUGUACUUGUCUCAGGCUGCUAAAAUUGGAGCUUACCCUCUGUACCAUGACUCCAGGAGGCUCCAGCGGAACCCGUUGGAAAUCUUUUCGGGCCACAAGGGCGAUGUCUGUCGCUUUGUCCUCACAGACUCUCACCUGAUCAGUGGCGGAAGUGAUGGAAGGAUCAUGGUCCACAGCAGGAGAAGUGACCUCUCACUGGGGUUAAUGGGUCACAGCCAGGAGGUGAACUGCCUGGACUCUAAAAACGGACUCAUCAUCAGUGGAUCAAGAGAUCAAACAGCUCGAAUAUGGACCUUGACCUCCAGCUCUCCCUUAGCAACAAUUCCCAUGUUCGACAGAGUUUGGUCUGUUGCUAUUAGUCCCACGCAAAGUUCCUUUGUAACGGGUACUGCAUGCUGCGAGAACUUCUCUCCUCUUCGUAUCUGGGAUGUUGAACGAUUAGCGUGUGUAUGCAGUCUGGGCUCAGAGUUUCGGCGCGGUGCCGGGGUGCUGGAUAUAGUGUUUGAGUCCCCAUUUCUGCUCUUCACCUGCGGCUACGAUACCUUUGUUCGACAGUGGGACCUUCGGCUUAGUCCACAGAAAUGUGUGAUGGAGUGGGAGGAGCCUCAUGACAGCGCCCUCUACUGCAUCCAGACAGAUGGAAAUCACAUGAUAGCCAGUGGCUCAUCGUAUUAUGGUGUAGUCCGUAUUUGGGACAAACGACAAACUAAAUGCUUGCAGUUCUUCCAGCUGAGCUCCGACUCUGUGAGCAGCCCAGUGUACUGCCUGAGGUUCAGCAGCUCUCACCUGUAUGCAGCUCUGGCCACUGCCCUGCACUCCUUGGACUUCAGACACACCCCGGCUAACAUCAGAUGACAUUCAUUAACAGAGAUUUUAACUCUUAUAAACUAAUAAAGAGAUCUAUUUUUUA
This is a messenger RNA of Girardinichthys multiradiatus, 1363 nucleotides long. RefSeq names its product F-box and WD repeat domain containing 4 (gene fbxw4). Bases 139 to 1308 code for a protein of 389 amino acids. Gene Ontology annotation, cellular component: SCF ubiquitin ligase complex. Gene Ontology annotation, biological process: SCF-dependent proteasomal ubiquitin-dependent protein catabolic process. The transcript is spliced from 9 exons. The record is from RefSeq and is a predicted model, not a curated record. Gene Ontology annotation, molecular function: protein binding. NCBI's taxonomy places the organism in Eukaryota, Metazoa, Chordata, Actinopteri, Cyprinodontiformes, Goodeidae.